Messenger RNA from Chrysochloris asiatica (Cape golden mole), 1408 nucleotides. It is a transcript of the gene PRIM1, whose product is annotated as primase, DNA, polypeptide 1 (49kDa). The transcript is spliced from 13 exons. Gene Ontology annotation, biological process: DNA replication, synthesis of primer. Bases 60 to 1313 code for a protein of 417 amino acids. Gene Ontology annotation, cellular component: alpha DNA polymerase:primase complex. The record is from RefSeq and is a predicted model, not a curated record. NCBI's taxonomy places the organism in Eukaryota, Metazoa, Chordata, Mammalia, Afrosoricida, Chrysochloridae.
GGCUGCGUUUUUCCCGCCAACUGUUGGGGUAUUUCGGCCCUGGUCGAAUUUCUUGCUCCAUGGAGACGUUUGACCCUGCCGAUCUACCCGAACUGCUUAAACUUUAUUACCGGAGGCUCUUUCCCUACGCCCAAUACUAUCGCUGGCUCAACUAUGGCGGAGUGAUAAAGAAUUAUUUUCAACACCGUGAAUUUUCAUUCACAUUGAAAGAUGACAUUUACAUUCGCUACCAAUCCUUCAACAACCAGAGUGAUCUAGAAAAGGAGAUGCAGAAAAUGAAUCCAUACAAGAUUGAUAUAGGUGCAGUAUAUUCCCACAGACCCAGUCAACACAAUACCGUGAAGCUGGGAGCUUUCCAGGCUCAGGAAAAAGAGCUGGUAUUUGACAUUGAUAUGACUGACUAUGACGAUGUGAGAAGGUGUUGUAGUUCUGCAGACAUAUGUUCUAAGUGUUGGACCCUAAUGACAAUGGCCAUGCACAUCAUCGACAGAGCAUUGAAGGAGGACUUUGGAUUUCAGCAUCGUCUCUGGGUAUAUUCUGGAAGGAGAGGUGUUCAUUGUUGGGUCUGUGAUGAAUCAGUUAGAAAACUGUCCUCUGCAGUGCGUUCUGGAAUAGUUGAGUAUUUGAGUCUUGUAAAGGGUGGUCCAGACAUUAAAAAGAAAGUUCAUCUCAGUGAAAAAAUCCACCCUUUUGUCAGAAGAUCUAUAGACAUAAUAAAGAAAUACUUUGAAGAAUAUGCCUUAGUAGGUCAAGACAUUCUUGAAAAUAAAGAAAGCUGGGAUAAGAUUUUAGCCCUUGUUCCUGAAACAAUGCAUGAUAAACUUCAAGAAGGCUUCCAAAAAUGUCACAAUUCACUUCAGCGGUGGAAAUAUUUGAAGACAGUAGCCAGUGACUAUCAGGGUAACAUCAAAAAUGACAAAUCUGGACAGUGGCUAGAGUGGGAGAUCAUGCUCCAGUACUGUUUUCCACGACUGGAUAUCAAUGUUAGCAAAGGAAUCAAUCAUUUACUGAAGAGCCCUUUUAGUGUUCAUCCUAAAACAGGUCGCAUCUCUGUCCCUAUUGAUGUGCAGAAAGUAGAUCACUUUGAUCCAUUUGCCGUUCCAACCAUAAGUUCCAUCUGCCAUGAAUUGGAUAUCAUUUCCACUAAUGAAGAAGAAAAUGAAGCUGAAUCUAAUGUCAAACAUAGAACCAGAGAUUAUAAGAAGACCAGUCUAGCUCCUUAUGUGAAAGUUUUUGAGCAGUUUCUUGAAAACCUGACUAAAUCUCGAAAAGGAGAACUUAUCAAGAAGAGUGAUUUACAGAAAGAUUUCUGAAGAUAACGUCCCUUAAACCAAUGCAGACAUCUUCUACCUUCAUCCAAGAGUCAAAUACUUCAAGAACCAUUUAACAAAUAAAUGGCAGAACCAUG